AUGAUUACAAAAGUAGUCAUGAUUCUAUUUCAGACCUAUCUAUUUUAUCUAAUAACUAUUCCUCCAGAAUCAAUUAAGUCAAAACCUUCACAGAUCUACAAAGUUGAAGGAAUUAGUGGAUUGUUAUUGAUCCAUCUUGGGCGACAUAUUGCACGACUUGCAAAUAUUUGUUUAUCCUUAUUUUACAUUUUUUUAAUGUAUCAACAAGAAAUCGGUAAUUUACCAAUUCUAACUUCGUUUUCUUCAAGAGAAACUUCUUAUUUAAAUUUCUUUUAUGAAGAGUUGUUCAAGCCGCAUAAAUUAUCUGAAUGGAACUUAAAAUAUAUAAUACUUUGUUUUAUGUUGAUACUGGGAGUUAUGUUAAGAUUAUGGUGCUUCAAGGUUAUGAAAGAAUUUUUUACUUUUAAUAUUGAGAUAAAGAAAGAUCAUAAAUUGGUUACUACUGGACCUUAUCGAUUGCUAAUUCAUCCGUCGGUAAAAAUUUAUGUUUAA
This is a messenger RNA of Dentiscutata erythropus, 492 nucleotides long. The record is from the annotation of a GenBank genome assembly. Lineage: Eukaryota; Fungi; Glomeromycota; Glomeromycetes; Diversisporales; Gigasporaceae.